Molecule: messenger RNA, 366 nt
Organism: Iphiclides podalirius (scarce swallowtail)
Lineage: Eukaryota; Metazoa; Arthropoda; Insecta; Lepidoptera; Papilionidae
Source: the annotation of a GenBank genome assembly
AUGUUACAAAAGUCCACGGCAUGCGAGGAAGGGGUGGCCUUAUGUUCCCUGCUCCGUUUGCCCCGGGCAGGUGUAGAGACCGCGAAAUUCCCCCCCCCCCCCCCCCUCCAGAAUACGAAGGGCAGCCUGGGCAUUCACGCUCAGACGUUGUACGGCCUGCGCGUGGACGUCCAGGGAGGGAUUCUCCACCGCCCUGUAUGCUGGUGGUACCCUCCUGGGGUAGAAAUUUUAAAUUUCGCGCAGACAUUAUGGGGGAGUAAUGGGGAGAGGACGUCCGGGACUCUCACAGACCAAACGAAACGCGACAGCAUAGCGGGCCGGCCCAAUUCCGCUGCUACCCGAAGGUGCGCAGCAUGGCACUACCAC